AUGGAGGUUUACCCGGUGGCCAGCAACAGCACGAAAAUGGGCGAGGAAGUUCGGCUACACAAUUUGGCUCCGAAGGAGCAAGCUGAGCGGCUCCCCCUCUGGAAACGCUGCUUGGUGGUCUUGUCACUUGUCCCGGUGGUGAAUUUGGUCCUUGUGCCAUUCUAUGUCAAUCCUCCACCAGAAUCCAUCAGAGCGAUUUUGCAAACGACCAUGAUCGUCAACUGCCUGGCCCUGGCACGGAUACACUUCGACGUGAAGCUGGACGAUGCUGCGGAAGAGGAUGCGGCGGAAUUCAAGCGACUCCUUGGUGACUAUGCUCGAAUCGUCAUGAACUCUUUCAGCUUGAACGUGUUCUUGUUGCUCUUCGUGGUGCUUGCCAAUCCAACCAGGACCAGGGCAAGAGGCAUCGAGGUUUGGAAGUGCUUGCGCUGGGGAGUGCUCAUGCUCUUCUGGCUCAUGGAGUUCUACCUCAUCCAACUGUUCAAUAUGUACACCUACUGGGGAAGGAUUGUGUACCAGGACGAGAGUCUGGCGGUCUUCGGAACCCCCACGGGCGUCCUCAUCUACGGGGGUGUGCUCUUUUGCAUCAUUGUUGGCAGCUUGGCAAUGGUCAACGAGGUUGUGUUCAACCUGGCGGAGGAGCAUGAGAAGGGCCUCUUCCGGACCGAGAAGCAAAAAUGCCCCUUCAUCUACUCUUUGCACAAACUCCCAGCAACACAGUCCAAGCUGGCCUUGGAGGGCCUCACAUACAAACGGCUGAGGCCCUUCAAGGACGACUCCCUGAUGCUCUACAGAGUUCUGUGCUCUGCUGGGCUCGAGCCUUCAGACUGUUUGGAUGUGAUAGCUGCUCUUCAAGAGUAUGCAGCAGCACUUUGA
Messenger RNA from Symbiodinium natans, 876 nucleotides. Lineage: Eukaryota; Dinophyceae; Suessiales; Symbiodiniaceae. The record is from the annotation of a GenBank genome assembly.